Molecule: messenger RNA, 3016 nt
Organism: Maylandia zebra (zebra mbuna)
Lineage: Eukaryota; Metazoa; Chordata; Actinopteri; Cichliformes; Cichlidae
Gene: cep89
Product: centrosomal protein 89
Biological process (GO): cilium assembly; chemical synaptic transmission; mitochondrion organization
Cellular component (GO): ciliary transition fiber; centriole
Source: RefSeq, a predicted model, not a curated record
ACAUCGUCCCCUGUUGGCCAGGCUGCGAGUUGAAGCAUAUAGCUCAUGGUUUGAUCCCUGCUGCCUCCAUUGCUCCCAAACCAGCCGUACCUCGUACCCCUCCCCCUCGCAGCCCAAACCCUUCACCUGAGAGACCCAGGUCAGCUUUAGCAGCAGCCAUUUUAUCAUCCUCACUCACUGGACAGACAUGGGCCAUACCUCCUGCCCGGCUGAUGUCUUUAUCCGAGAGUGGUCAAUCAGAAUCCUUCACAUCUGAGCCAAACAUCAGCACAGCACUUUACACAAGAGACAGAUGGUCAGAAGAUUUGGUUAGCCGGCCACGUCUGUCCUCUCCUGACCAGUCAGAGGGGGAGUUGGAAGACAAGGAACAGGAAGUGGUGGAUGAAGAGGAUGGGGAGGAACAUGUCUACCACACUCUGGACCGAAGGCAGAAUUCUUCACUCACCGAAUCUGUCUAUGCUCUGCCACUAAAAACUAAGUCUGUCUUCAAGUCCUCUACACCCCUGCCAACUCAGACUUCUGGCAGAAGAGAGUCUUCACCAGAUUUCACUGAGGAGACCAGUGGCCAAUCCCCAGAACCCAAAGAGAAGAAAAUGUCUGUGAGGAAGACUCUUGAAAAUUGGAAAGAUGAUGUUCCAACAACACCGACCAUUUUCACUGCUGGUCACCCCAGGCAAGCAAGCCAAGCCAAAAGCCCCAAAGACCUCCGUGAGCUUCCUCCAGAACCCAGCAAUACAUACAGUGAACUGCGGAAGAAGGUAGUGAGGGACCGUCGGGAAAAGAACACAAGGAUGGUAGACAAAGAAAAGCUACUAGAGGAGAGACUGCAGCGCCUGGAACGGGAGAUUAGUGACAGCAAAGCCUUCUCAAACCAGAGGUCCUCUGCAGGCAGCCAAGCAGAGCUGCAGAAUUUGAGGCAACAUGCUCAGGAGCUGGUUGAUGAAAACGAUGCCCUCAAACUGACAGUUCACCGUCUGAAUGUGGAGCUGAGCCACUACCAGGCGCGGUUCAGACCACUGUCCAAAGAAGAGCACUCCAAAGUCAGUGGCUUACCAAACACGGGGUCUCCUCCUCCAUGGCUGGUCGACAUGAAGUAUUUAUCUCCUCUACUGCUGGCUUAUGAAGACAGAAUGAAUGAGAAAGAUGCCAUUCUGCAAACCACUGAGGAAAACAUGAAAAAGUUGCAUUUUCAAUUAGAGGAAGUCAUUAAAGAAAAUGAGAAACUCCAUGAUGAAAUUACCAAGACCGGAGCGGUCAAUCAGAAAGACUGUUAUCAAAUUCAACAACAGGCCGUUCUGGUUUUGCAGGAGAACCAGGAUCUCAUCAAUCAACUCGAGGAGCAGCAUGCUGAGGCCAAGGCCACUCACAGCAGACAUAACACUGAAGUGGCAAAAGUGUCUAAGAAACUGAUGUUAUUAGAAGUGGAAAACCAGCGUUUGGAAGGGGACCUGGAAGAAAGCAGGAGGGAGGUGCAGAAAAAUAAGAAGGAGCUUCAAGUUCUGCAGGCCCGCCUAAAGGAUGCAGUCACCUGGGACGAACACUGCAGCAUUGCUGGAAAACUGAGAAGACAACUGGAGCAGCAUGAGAGCAGAAGUAAGGGUGAAAUUGACAAACUGCUUCUGAGAGUAUCUAACCUCCAGGAGGAGAACAGGAUUCUAGCUCUGGACAAAGCCCAGCUAACUGCAAAAACAAGGGCAAUGGAGGCUGAGCUGGAGCUCUCCAGGCAAUCCAACAGGAAGGCUGAAAGAAGAAUGAGUAUGUUGAAGCAACAAAAGGAAGAGUGUGUGUUAAAGGAGGAAAAGACACGGCACUACCUGGGAGCUGUCAUUUCUGUGGCAGAACACAUUUCCCAGGAGAGAGACCAACUAUUACACAUGGCAUCAUCUCUUCAGCAGGAAAAGCAGAGAUUCAUCAGCAGGAUUCUCAGUGGCACAGUUCGAUUUGGAAAACUACAAGAAGAAGUCAAAGUGUACCGGAGCCAGGCGUCAACCAGACUGGCAGCGUUGGAGGAGGCGGUGGAGGGGAGGACAGUGUCUUACCAGACGGAGAUCCUUCACCUGCAGACGCUGCUGAGAGAAAGACAGGAGGCAGAGGAGAAACUGCUGCAGUCCAAACGGGAGAUAGAGGAAGAGCUGGAGGUGGUGUGGGAGGCAGCAACAAGGGAGAACCAACAGAUGAGGGAGACUCUUUUGGAUUCCAAACUCACUGGGGACCUCCACAGUUGGCCUGCUCAUGCUCCAGAUGAGAUCACUACAUCCUCCCAGCAGCAGCAGCACAAGCAUGGGCUGGAUUUCUAUUGCUGAAAUACCUAGAGCAAUAACCUGCAGGUGUGCCUGUCUGCUCAAAAUAGACUGCUCAGAUAACUGUCAACUUGUUAUCAUGUUGUCAGCCUGCAGACAUCCAGCAGCUUGCCUUUGUGUCAGUUUGUUGUUCUAUCUGAGUGAUACCUGAAAUCUGUCUGGUGGAUGGAAAUAUUUGCAAUACAUGGACAGAAACAGUAUUCACUUAACACAGUCAAGCUGGUGAGGAAGACUUGGCUUGGGCACUAGUGAUGGAAAGAAAAGCAUCUUGGAUAACUUUUAUUUCUAGAAGUGAAUGACUUUUGUAUAUUUUAGCAUAUAUUUGUAUUUUUUAAAUUAUUAUUCUCAGGGUUUUAUAAAACAUGCAAAGUAUAGUGCCAUACAGGAUAGUGAAGAGUUGCAAGUGGCACUCUGUGGUUAUUACUUUUUUUGUUGCUAAGCGAAGGUUGCCAUCUGCUGGACAAAUGUAGUAACAGCAUUUUUUACUGUCAUGUAUUUGCGGGUCUACAUUUUAUACAAUGAAUGAGAAACGCUUUCCUGACACUGUUUGAAUCCCACAAAAUUAAAACGACAAAAGGGCACAAUUUUUUUUCAUGUAGAAUUGUGCAUAUAUACGCGGUUAUUUACAGACUUUUUACAGACCUUGUUUUGGACUUGCAGUUGUAUUUUCAUUACACAAACAGCAAUGUACUGACCCUUCAGAUACCAUGUUAAUA